Molecule: messenger RNA, 2197 nt
Organism: Habropoda laboriosa
Lineage: Eukaryota; Metazoa; Arthropoda; Insecta; Hymenoptera; Apidae
Product: protein FAM114A2
Exons: 4
Coding region: 191-2197 (668 amino acids)
Source: RefSeq, a predicted model, not a curated record
GGUACUAUGUCAACGUCAACGUAUAGACGAGUGUUUUUAAAUGCGGAAAUGCUUCUAAUCCAUAUUUUGUAAUUAUUAUACGAAGAAUGAAUAUAUCAUUGUAACACAAGUCGAUUGUACCGCAGUUUUAAGUUUUUGCAUGUUAUUUGUAACUGAGAGGAAAUACUUUUUGGAAUAGCGCAAAGUUAAUAUGGCAACAUCCGAAAGUGAUGACUUCGAAAGUGCUGACGAGGAGAUGAACUAUUCUAUGGUAGUAAAAAACCGUAUUCAAACACAACAAUGGAAUUCACCAACCACAAUAGAUUCAGAAUCCGAUGAUGAUACAGAAUAUGUACCUCGAAUACCGCAUACAAGUAUAAUUUUUAGUAGCAAGACAGGAAAAUAUUGCUCACUUCCAGAUGCGAGAACUGACGAAAACAGUAUUAAAGAUACGCAUAAUUAUGCAAAGCUCGAACAACCAAUUACUGGUGUUGACAGAAUAUGUGAAAAAAGUAAUGAAAAUGUUACAUUUCCCAAUUUGAAAGAGGAGUGUGUAGAAACAAAUAUAAGUACUACAAACCUAAAAGUAAAGGAUAAUAAUAAAGAAUCAAUGUUGGACAAAAAUGAAAUAAAAGCACCUCUUGAAAAAGAUGCAAAUAUGGAACUUCAUUUUGAAGGAAUAACAGUUAAAUCUAAUGAGAAAGAAGAGGAUUUAAAAAAACAAAAGUUAGGUGUAAGAAAAUUGGGAACCAAAAUUAAAUCAAGUAAUAAAUUUGUAGAUGACACAGAUAAUGUAGACACGCAUAUUCAUGAAUCAAUGGCAGAAGAGAAUAUAUUGCUUAAAAAGCCAUCUAUAAAAGAGGAGAUAACUGAAUCAGAAAUGCCAGAAGAAAUGAAAUUAGAUAAGAAAUUUAAAGAAGUAUUUAAACCUGAAGGAUGGGAAGGACUUGGAAAAGAGAUUGAAUUACCUGAAGAAUUAACAGAAGAAAAAUUACAACCAAUAUUAAAGAGAUUAUCAGUAGCUGGACAAGAAGCUGAAAAUUCUUCAAUGGGAUGGGGUUGGGCUAACUGGGGUGUAAGUUCUUUAAUUAAUACAGCUGGUGCUGGAGUUUCUACUUUAUCAAGCCAUGUAUCACAUGGACUCACACUUUUAGAAGAAUCUAUGGCUAUACCUGAUGAAUGUAAAUCUAUCACAAAUGAAAAAGAAGAAGAUGAUCAUAUAAUUAAAGAUGAUAAACAGGAGCAGCCCAAAGAACAGUCUUCUUUUGGAUUUGGAAAUCUUAUAUCAGGAGUAUCAUCAAUAACAAAGCUAGUUGAAUCAACUGGAAGUAAAGUUAUGAGUGGUGGAUUAGAUACUUUAGAAGCCAUUGGUAAAAAAACAAUGGAAGUUUUACAAGAUGGUGAUCCUGGAUUAAAGAAAAAAAGAGCAUUUCUUUUUAAUGAACCAGAAAAGCCAAAUUUAUCUCAAAUUCUUCGAGAAGCUAAAGAAAAAACAGAUGCUAUUGAAAAAACAAUGGAAGAAAAGCAAAAAAUGAGGAAAGUACAUUUUGAAACUCUUUUUGAUGAUUAUCAAGGACUUGUUCAUUUAGAAGCACUAGAAAUGUUGUCAAAACAAAGUAAUAUUAAAAUACAACAGCAUUUGAUUGGUUUAGAUACAAAUGAAUUAUGUUCUAUUCAGAAGAUGUUAGAAGAUGUGGAAGAACUAUGUGAGUUGGAUAAAGAUGAUGAUAAUGAGGAUGAAAUGAAUGAAAAAGAUUUGAAAUCUAGGCUGCAAGAAGCUUGCAGUGACCUCGGAAUUAAUCUUACAUUUGAAAAAUUGCAUGAUAUUUCUGAAGACUGCAAAGCUUAUACUACACCAUCUAUGAUGCAUAAUGAUCAAGAAAUAUUUGAACAUGCUGUUUCUGUUCUUGCCCAAUUUACAGCUUUUUCUGUGGAAAGAUUUCAUAAAACCGCUGAAUUACUUUUAAUCAAAACACGUCGAAGCACUGUUGAUGAAGCUGAUUCAUUAGUUCAAUUAGCAAAUAUUCUUUCUAAUGAAAUUGAAACACUAGCCCAUGCUUACUGUAUCUGUUUAGAUGUACUUGUUAAAACUUCUGACACUCCUGAUAGUAUUCAAACUAAUAUAACUACAAUUUUCAAGGAGGCUGGAAAUGCAAGUUCUUAUAUUCAAGAUGCCUUUAAACUGUUAAUUCCCAUUAUACAAGUUGGUGCUAUAUAA